Molecule: messenger RNA, 6185 nt
Organism: Drosophila elegans
Lineage: Eukaryota; Metazoa; Arthropoda; Insecta; Diptera; Drosophilidae
Exons: 9
Coding region: 78-6158 (2026 amino acids)
Source: RefSeq, a predicted model, not a curated record
CUGAUAGCGAACCUAAAAAGCCCUUCUUAUUCAGCUGUUCGCGAAGCUUGCUCAGUUUUUCGUUCCAGUUAAUCCUGAUGGAGAACCAAACGAUGAGCACGCCUUUUGGAGAUACGGAAUCCGAGCUACUCGAGUUCAUCAGGCAGCAUGUCAGCAACAUCGAAGUCUUCGCCGAAACCGGCAAUCGCUUUCAGGAAGAGAACAUGAUGGAUUUUGAAUUUGAUUGGGGCACAAUAGGAAAUGAGGAAAGUUCUGUGGCCGUUGGCCAGGAGCAGGAAAAUAUACAGCAAAAACCGCCAACAGAGAAUGUAAUGAGGCCUAUUUCGCCAGUGGUGUCAAUUGGACCAGGAAAACAAAUUAGGAAUAAAAUACGAACUAAUCAAAAUGUUGUGCCAACUGAUACAGUUGACAAUCCAACUCAGAGAACUAUGGGAGGUGACAAACAAAUAAAGCCGAAAAAUGCCAAGGCCAAAAAGGAGCCCGUUAAGAGAACUAUCAAGGCUCCCUCGAAGCCCAGUAUUGCACAAUUGAGGAGGGAUGCUGCCAAGAAGAAGAUCAAGGAAGCCAGAAAAGAAGCCAAGGAAACUGUAAGUUCAAGUCCUUCAGAUGCAAGACCCUCUGAGCCAAGCACUUCCCAGAAUGCUAACGAAACCGAAAGUAAGCCCAGUAAUGCCAAGGGCUCAAAGAAAAAGAAGGCUGCAAGCAAAACUGAUACCGACACCAUUGUGAAACAACCCACUCAGCCGACAAAAGAUGUAACGAAUCCAGUAGAUCCUUAUAUUCAAAGUUCACCAGGGUACUCGAUUGGCAAAGUGAUCAAGCCAAUUAAAGCGCCGAAAGGAAAGAAAGCCAUCAAAACCAAUCUUGUUCAGGGAUAUUCGAAAGAUGGUAGUUUCGAUUCAGCAACAACCAAGAAGCAUUUGCCACUAAACGCACCCAUUGAACCGACACCACGUACGAAUCCUUUACCAAUGAUACCUACAAAUCCCAAACCCAUGAAAUCCAUGAAUCCCGCACCUAACACAAAACCCAUGAGACCUAAUGCAUCAACACAGCAAACGAUUUCUGCACCUCCAAUGGCACCCACAAAACCCCGACUGCCCGUCGCCCAAAAACCAGUACAGUCUCGGGGAAAAGUAGUUAGCCCAAUGACUUACCCAAGUGCAGCCAGUGUGGAGUUCAAUCCACGGGUUCCAUCCAGGGGUGAGAACGUGAACAACAUGAUGAAGAAUGGGAAUAACACUGGGAAAUCAACGGGUCAACCAGCCCAACCAGAGAUAUCGGAUAGACCACCUUCAAGACCAGUCUGUUUAAGUGUGGGGACCCAAACGAUGAGCACGCCUUUUGGAGAUACGGAAUCCGAGCUACUCGAGUUCAUCAGGCAGCAUGUCAGCAACAUCGACGUCUUCGCCGAAACCGGCAAUCGCGUUCAGGAAGAGAACAUGAUGGAUUUUGAAUUUGAUUGGGGCACAAUAGGAAAUGAGGAAAGUUCUGUGGCCGUUGGCCAGGAGCAGGAAAAUAUACAGCAAAAACCGCCAACAGAGAAUGUAAUGAGGCCUAUUUCGCCAGUGGUGUCAAUUGGACCAGGAAAACAAAUUAGGAAUAAAAUACGAACUAAUCAAAAUGUUGUGCCAACUGAUACAGUUGACAAUCCAACUCAGAGAACUAUUGGAGGUGAGAAACAAAUAAAGCCGAAAAAUGCCAAGGCCAAAAAGGAGCCCGUUAAGAGAACUAUCAAGGCUCCCUCGAAGCCCAGUAUUGCACAAUUGAGGAGGGAUGCUGCCAAGAAGAAGAUCAAGGAAGCCAGAAAAGAAGCCAAGGAAACUGUAAGUUCAAGUCCUUCAGAUGCAAGACCCUCUGAGCCAAGCACUUCCCAAAAUGCUAACGAAACCGAAAGUAAGCCCAGUAAUGCCAAGGUCACAAAGAAAAAGAAGGCUGCUAACAAAACUGAUACCGACACCAUUGUGAAACAACCCACUCAGCCGACAGAACAUGUAAAACCGGAUGUCACUGCCGGACUAAUACCAACGAUUCCAGUAGUUCCUUAUAUUCAAAGUUCACCAUGGCACUCGAUUGGCAAAGUGAUCAAGCCAAUUAAAGCGCCGAAAGGAAAAAAAGCCAUCAAAACCAAUCUUGUUCAGGGAUAUUCGAAAGAUGGUAGUUUCGAUUCAGCAACACCCCAGAAGCAUUUGCCACUAAACGCACCCAUUGAACCGACACCACGUACGAAUCCUUUACCAAUGAUACCUACAAAUCCCAAACCCAUGAAAUCCAUGAAUCCCGCACCUAACACAAAACCCAUGAGACCUAAUGCAUCAACACAGCAAACGAUUUCUGCACCUCCAAUGGCACCCACAAAACCCCGACUGCCCGUCGCCCAAAAACCAGUACAGUCUCGGGGAAAAGUAGUUAGCCCAAUGACUUACCCAAGUGCAGCCAGUGUGGAGGUCACUCCACUGGUUCCAUCCAGGGAUGAGAACGUUAACAACAUGAUGAAGAAUGAACCAGAGAUAUCGGAUAGACCACGUUUUAGGCCAGUGCGUUACAGUGUGACUUUAGAUGGCUCAAUUACGCGUUUGCGAGUGCGGUCCAUGUCAAGAUCCGUAUCGCCUAUUUCGAACCGUCGAUCACUUUCCUUGUCCUCGUCCUCGUCCUCGUUCUUAAGAUUGAAUUUCGGUUCAUCAUCGUCGUCCUCAAGAUCGUGUUCCUGUUCAUCAAAGUCGUCCUCGAGAAAAAGGUCCGGUUCAGCAUCGACGUCGUCCUCAAGAGGGUGUUCCUGUUCAUCAAAGUCGUCCUCGAAAACAAGAUCCGGUUCAUCAUCAUCCUCGCCCUCAAGAUCGUGUUCCUGUUCAUCAAUGUCGUCCUCAAGCUCGGGUUCCGCUUCAUUAUCGCCGUCCUCAAGAUCGAGCCUUAAAUCUUCGAGAUCUAGAUCCUCCUCAUCUCUGUCUUUGGCAGACAGAUUAAUGCUGCACAAAGACUAUCCAGCUUUUAGCGAAUCGCCAUCGAACUUAAACAACCCCCUGGGUGAGCCAUCCCGUCUUGAGUCAUCACCAUCGCCACCGGAAUCGCCCAUCGAGAUCCUUUCGAGUUUCGAAAUGCAUCUGAAGGCCUUGGGUUCGGCGUACAUUUCAGCAGUGUCGCCGAUUCCGUGGUGUCCAUUCGGUGAGAUUCCAGUGCCAGACUUGUCGGAGUCAUCGACUUCUACUUCAUCGCCAUCAUCAUCUGCAUCGUCAGCAUCCGCAUCAUCACCACCACCAUCCGCAUCGGCAGCUCCUUUUUUGGAGAGCGAGGAUUCCGACAGCAGCGAUAGUGACAACGAUCACGACACGAAAUACAAAGCGAUUCCCCAGUUCUAUAAACAUGAUGAGGCCACACAAAACACACCGCAACUGACAGCACAACAAUCUGAGAGAGAAUCGAUUAAUCAGAAUACAGAUGAGAAUUUUUAUGAACGAAUAAUAAAAAAUGAACCAGAUGAGGAGUCCGAUAAAGCUCAAAAUUGGGAACCGUUACAGAUUAUUUAUAAACAGGAUAUUUCAGAACCAGUAGUGUCGCCAAGUAAUCAUACAUUCUUUGAGCCAGAGUUAGAACCAAAUGGUCAAACCAAUCUGGCAACACAACAAUUUAAAUCACAGUUGUUUAAUCAGAAUCCCUUCCAGGAUUCCAAUUCAGAUGUCAAAUCCUGUGAAGCUCAAGUUACUGUACCAGCGUAUUCGGAUAUUUCAAUUUCUGAACCAUAUUUUACAAGCUAUAUGCCUGAUCAGAUGUCCUUGAAGAAACCCAAGUCAAUCGAGCAAGAGUACCCUGAAUAUACAACUUCUGUACCGGUGGAUUCGAACUCAGUCAAUAAACCAUAUAUAAAUCAGUUCAGUCCAAACUUUUUGGAACCAGAUUUAGAACUGCGUAGACCUGAAAGUACUGAACCAGAUUUUAAAAUUUCUGAAAUGUAUACGAAACCUAAGCAGUUUGAGCCAGGUGUGGAAUUUUGCAAUACUAAAACUACUGAGCCAUAUGCAAAUCCAAAAUCAAAUGUUUUUAAACGAGAUAUACGAAACUUGAAUUCCAUAAUGUCUGAAUCUGAUGUUUAUCCAGGUAAUUCAAAAUUUUCUCCAGCAGCAAACAUUUUUGAAGCAUAUUUAAACCCGAAGAGAGAGGAGAAUUCUUGUAGUCCUAAACUUUUUGAACCUGAUUUAAAAACUUGUAAAAUAACUGUAAGAAUUUUUAAAUCUGUAGUUAGGCCAAAAGUUUCUGAAACAGCAGAUGAGAAACCCUCUAGCUCGAAAAUGUGUAAGCCUGUUGUGCAACCUAGUAACUCUAGAAUUUCCAAUCUAAAACUUAGUCCCCGUAAUUCUACAAUUUGUGAGCCAAUCGAUUGGGAAUCAAGCUAUGACCCAGAUAUGGAUUCAAAUAUUUUGGAAGCAUAUUUAAAACUUUGUAAUCCUAAAACAUCUGAACCGAAUACAAAACCAUGUAGUCCUACAUUUGCCAAAAGAGAGGAGAAACCUUGUGGUCCUAAACUUUUACAACCUGAGGUCAGAACUUGUAUUUCUACUGAACGAGAUCCAAGUCUAAGUAAUUCCAAAAUUAAUGAACAAGAUGUGAAAUCAUUAAAUGACGAUGUUUCUGAAGCUGCACAUUUGAAACCCUGGAGCUCGAAAAUCUCAAAGCUUGAUGUAGAACCGAGUUGUUUUAAGAUUUCCAAGCCAGAAGUUAAUGCAUGUGAUCUCAAAAUUCCUAAGCCAAUCAAUUCGAAAUCAAUCAACGAACCAGAUAUGAAUUUAAAAGUUUUAGAACUAGAUUCUAAACUGCGUAAUCCCAACACUUUAAAGCCCGAUAUGAAGCCAUGUCACUCGAUAAUGAACAAAAGUGACGACAAGCCUUGUAGUCCUAAGCUUUUUGAACCAGAUGUGAAAACAUCUUAUUGUAAAACUUCUGAACGAGAUGCAAGCCCACGAACUUCAAAAAUAAAUGAACCAGAUGUAAAAUCCCAUAAUUGCGAAAUUUCUGAAUCAGAUGUUACGCCAAGUAGUUCAAAAGCUUUUGAAGCAGCAAAUGAAAAUCCGUGUAGCUCCAAAAAUUCAGUGCCAGAUGUGAAACGUAAAUAUCGGAAGUCAAAAAAAUCGAAGUCAGUGAAGCGAAAGGGCUCCAAAUUAAUGGAUGAGCCAGUGAAACCAAAGACAAGGAAACUAGAAAAUGAAACGAAGAACGAAGAUCCAAAGUUUCAGGCUUUGCUUCAUUAUAAAAUUCCAAGGCUGGGGUCUAAGAUACCAUCAACACGACAUGAUUUCCAUGAAGUUAAUCCUAUGACCACUCGGCCAAGGCACUUGCCAUACUAUCAGUACCAGUCGAUGUGGAAUUUUCAGCCUAAUUACAUGAACCAUCCGAAUAUUAACCAGGCUUUCCAAGACCACCAUCCGAUGAGAGGUUAUCCACCUUCUCACGCGACCCAUCCAAUGAGAGUGGCUGAGAGUUAUCAGUCGGUACAUCCGAUGCAAGGUAUUCCGUCCAAUCGUAUGUUCCAUCCGAUGAGGAAUGUCCAUCCACUGCCAAUGCGAAGUUAUGUGCCGCCGUUUCCGAUGCACCGCUUUCAGCCCAAUCAAACAGUCCAUUAUCCCCAGGCUUAUUAUCCAAUGGAAACUAUGGGGCAUUCACAAAGGAAUUAUGCUACAAACUGUAAUGAACAGCAAAAACCAUCAAAAACAUCAACUUCGGGGAACAAAACACACCACAUUGAUCGUAUUAUGGGAAGGGCCUUUGGGGGUCGCAAGUACAGAACACUCAAGGAUCUUAAAAAACGAACCAAUUUGUCGAAAAAAAACUUGCGUCGGGUACUCAAAAAUGUGGGAAAGAUUAAACGCGCCAAGUGGCGCAUUAGUAAGUUUUAUCUGCAGGCCUACGAAGACGAAUUGAGGGGCAUUUCUCCACCCAGGGAUCAGGAACCGCUUGCUCUGAAUAACUUAUAUCGCAAGGUGAUUAAAUCCUACGACGGCUGCAAGUUUCAACGCAUGGAUGAGCUGGUAGAGAAAACCAGUCUAUCCAGAUCCAAAAUAAGACAGGCCUUGAAGAUGAUCGGGCGCAAGCGAUCCACCAAGUGGCGUCUGGUCAACUAUAGGAAGCCCCUUAUUCACUAUCACCGAGGUCACAAGAAGUCCAAAUAGACUACUAUGGCUAUCUACCAUUGCCUG